Diorhabda carinulata is the source of this 4110-nucleotide messenger RNA. RefSeq names its product ATP-binding cassette sub-family C member 4-like. The transcript is spliced from 13 exons. The coding region runs from base 322 to 4056 and encodes 1244 amino acids. Gene Ontology annotation, molecular function: ABC-type transporter activity; ATP binding; ATP hydrolysis activity. Gene Ontology annotation, cellular component: membrane. The record is from RefSeq and is a predicted model, not a curated record. Lineage: Eukaryota; Metazoa; Arthropoda; Insecta; Coleoptera; Chrysomelidae. Gene Ontology annotation, biological process: transmembrane transport.
AACGAGUAGGAGCUGGUGUGAAUUAGUCCAGCUCAUUUUCAAAAAUGUUCACAAAUAAGUCUUAUAUUCAGAUUAAAUGUACCAGUUGAAUAUAAUGUUUAGUGUAGUGAUAAAAACGUAAUGAACAACAAUUACGGGCCGGUUUAUCAAUAUUAACCUGCAGAUAAACUUCCAGUUAGGUUUUUAUUCUAUAUUUGAUCCACAAGUUUAGCAACUGACGGAUAAAGUAUGUUGGCAAAAGUGAUAAAUAAGAAUAACAGACUGUAAUUGAAUGUGUAUUUUUUCCAUGGGCCAAUAAACAUCAAUUGGUGAAAAGUGAAAAUGGAUUGUUUGAAAUCUAAAAUGAGACAAAGAAAUCCAAGGGAAUCCGCUAAUAUAUUUUCCCUGAUAACCUUUUGGUACACACUGCAUCUCGUAAAAAAGGGACGUAAAAAGGAUUUCGAAGAAAAAGAUCUCUAUGAAGUAGUUAAAAGAUGCGAUUCGAAAUAUUGUGGAGAUAAAUUUGAAAAAAUAUGGAACGAAGAAAUAAAAAAAACUAAAUGUCCAUCUUUAUUCAAAACACUAUGCAAAGUAUACGGAUACAGAUAUUUGUUUUGGGGUGUUACACAACUGGUAUUUGAAUUAAUAAAAAGAUUAAUGGAACCAAGUGCUAUAGCGAAUUUAGUAUCGUACUUUCAGCCAGGUCAAACAAAACAUACCAAAUACGACGCCUAUAUCAGUAUAACAAUCUUACUAUGUUCAAAUUUUGCUCAAAGUAUCUACUUCUACAACUUCGAUCUAUUUUUAACACUCUUAAGCGUAGAAGCAAGAACUUCUAUUUGCUCUGUGUUAUUUCGAAAAGUGAUAAAGCUCAGUCCCGCGGCUUUGUCCAAAGCAAAUAUGGGUAACGUGGUUACGUUAAUUACCAAAGAUGUACAGGAAUUCAAAAGAAAUAUGUUCAUUUUUAAUGAUGUUUGGGUAUUUGGAACCGUUAGCAUCGUCGUCUGUUAUAUUCUAUACUCCAGAAUAGGUCCGAUUUCAUUAAUAGCAACUGGAAUUUACAUUAUUGUGAUACCGUUAGAAGCACUACUUGGAAAAUUAGUGAAUAAAUUACGUAAAGAUACAUGUCAAAAAACCGAUGAAAGAAUACGAUUGACACAAGAAAUACUUUCAGCAACAAAAAUAGUCAAAAUACACUGUUGGGAAGACUUUUUUUAUAAAAAAAUUAAUUAUUUAAGAAAGAAAGAAAUAGCUAAAAUGCUUCUUAUUUUCUACAUAAGAAUGAUUCUCCUAUUCAUCGGUACCAUAGCUUCAAAAGCAGGUCUCUACGUACUAAUAAUGGCUUAUAUUUGGAUGGACCAAACACCAGACGCUUCUAUCGUUUUUUUCAUAACCGCACAUUUCGAAACCCUCGCUUUAUCUUUCGGAUAUCUCGUUCCAGUAUAUAUUGGAAAGUAUUCACAAUUCACAGCUGCCCUAUCCAGAAUAAACCAAGCUUUAACUGCAGAAGAAAUACAGAAAAAAACUGAGCCGAUUGAAAGUAUUACUAAACCGUUAAUAGACCUUAAAAACGUAACCGUCAAUAUUAACUCUAUUGACGUACUAUCAAAAAUUAAUUUUAAAACGUAUUUUGGAUUGACUAUAAUCACUGGUAGAGUCGGUUCUGGAAAAACUACACUGUUAAAAACUAUUAUGCAGGAAUAUGAGUUAGCUAAUGGGGAAGUUAUAUGUAACGGUACAAUUUCCUAUGCAUCUCAGGAUCCAUGGUGUUUUCCGAGUACCAUAAAACAAAAUAUCUUAUUUGGAGAAGUAUACAAUAAAAAAAGAUAUCAAGAUGUAUUAAGAAUUUGUGCUCUUGAAUAUGAUUUGAAUCUCUUCGAAAAAGGAGAUGAAACCAUAGUUACCGAUAAGGGUCAAAACUUAAGCAAAGGUCAACAAGCUAGAAUCAAUUUGGCGAGAGCUAUAUAUAAGAAAAGUGAUAUUUACCUAUUGGAUGACUGCCUAUCAGCUUUAGACCCUCAUGUUCAUCAUUUCAUAUUCGUUGAAUGUAUAAAAAAAUUUCUAAAAGGAAAACUAUGUAUACUAAUUACUCAAAUGAAUUCGAAUUCGCAUGAGGCAGAUAAAGUAUUUGUAAUGAACAAAGGACGAAUCAUAUAUUCUAAUAAUCCUAAACAGAAAAUAGUGAGGGAAGAUACAGGCUCAAAAGAGGUAGAGCUUAAAAAGAGAGAUGAUUUGGGAUCGGUGGAAAGUAAUGAAUUUAUUGAAACAAAACAAACGAUAUCUAAAGAUAUAUACGAAGAAGAACUGAAAAAAGGAGCAGUUGAUAAAACAGUUUAUAGAAAAUACAUCGCCUUUGGUGGUGGUAUACUUUUACUGAUGAUAGUUUUAUUUUUUGUUGCAUUUCAACAAGCUGCUGAAAGCUAUUCUCAGAAGUUGAUAUCUAUUUGGAGCGACGAAAAACAAAGUAUUUUUAAUAUUAAAGCCAACAUAACAAAAGAAAACUUUAACAAAUCGAUAGAAUCUGAAUUGGAAAUCGCUGAAGCUCAAGCAUCUUCUACUUUUAAAACGUAUACCAUUAUGCUAGUUACUGCUGUUUUCAUACAAGUGAUUAAAACUUACACAUUUCUAAAUUUUUGUAGAAGAGCUUCCAUAAAAAUCCAUAAAGUUAUGAUACGCAAUGUAAUUUAUGCUGUUAUGAGUUUUUUCGAUACACAUUUUAUAGGAAACAUCCUUAAUAGAUUUUCUCAGGAUAUUAUCAAUGUUGAUGAGAACUUGCCAUAUCAACUAUUGGCAUUUUUAGAGACUAUUAUUUAUGUUGGAGCAACCGUUUUCUUAAUAGUAUCAGUAAAUUCCUACUUUAUCAUAUAUGUACUUAUAACUUUUGCUGUUUUGGUGUCUUCGUUGAAAUUCUACCUUCCAGUAGCAAGAAAUUUACAAAGGCUUGAAGCUUCUACAAGAAGUCCCAUGAUAGGUUGCCUCAAUGCUGCUCUGGAAGGAUUGACCACUAUACGAGCGCAAAAAGCGGAGCAAACUGUUAUCCAAGAAUUUGAAAAACAUCAAAAUGUUUUUACGUCGGCUCACUACAGUAAUCUUUGUUUUCAAUUUGCAUUCGGAUUCUUUACAAGCAUUCUUGCUUUCAUAAUGGUACUUGUUGUUGUCUAUACUUUCGUUAUGUUUGAUACAGGGACAUCAGCUGGUAGUAUUGGUCUCGCCUUGACCCAAGUCCUAUAUUUAGGAAGUAUUGUACAAGAAUCAGUAAAAUCAUGGGCAGAUCUAGAAAACUUGAUGACAGCUACUGAAAGAGUCUUGGAAUAUACCGAAUUAAAAACGGAAACAAAUCAAGGGAUUAAAAAGAAGCAAUGGCCAAAUGAUGGAAUUAUUGUCUACGAAAAAGUAUCAUUAUCUUAUGUCAAUAACAGAGUUAUUUUAAAUGACUUAAAUUUCAAAAUAGAUCGUAAGCAAAAAAUUGGAAUAGUCGGUAGGACUGGUGCAGGAAAAUCUUCUAUAAUAUCAACAAUUUUUAGACUAUACGAAGUAGAAGGAACAAUAAGAAUCGAUGGAAUAGAUAUCAAGACAUUAUCAUUAGAAUAUCUCAGGAAGAAUCUAGCUUUAGUUCCUCAAGAUCCAGUUUUAUUUUCAGGAACCGUUAGAUCUAAUCUGGAUCCUAUUGGCGUUCACCAAGAUGAAGAUAUAUGGAUGGCUGUAAACAAAGUUAACUUGAAUGGUUUGAUAACAAGUUUGGAUUCCGAAAUACAAAAUCCGUGUAGUUUCAGCUUGGGACAGAAGCAAAUGAUAUGGCUAGCAAAAGCUAUCUUGAGCAAAGCUAAAAUUGUCAUUUUAGAUGAAGUUACUGCUAAUAUAGAUUACGAAACAGAUCUUUUUAUUCAAGAUAGUAUAAAAAAUAAUUUUUCUGAUUGUACUGUGUUGAUUAUAGCACAUAAGUUACAAUCUAUAUUAAACUGUGACUACGUAAUGGUACUUGAUCGUGGAAAAAUUAAAGAAUUUGACAAACCUAGAAUAUUGUUGGAAAACAAUGUUAGUAUUUUCAGUCAAAUGGUUCAAAAAGAUAAUAUUUAGCGAAAUUAUUGUAUAUUUAUUUUGGGAUCCAUAAAAAGAAUGUCAAAAAUUGAA